GGGCGGCCCGGAGCUGCUGGCUGCCAGGGCGGAGGAUCGGCGACGGAGCCCCGCGGGGAGCCAUGGAGCUGCGGCGGACGGUCCAGCUCUGCCGCUUCCACUGGCUUCUGUUGCAGCGUCAAAAGAGGCCUCCGCUGCUCUCUCCCUCCCACUGUCGGCAACGCUCCGCCGCGCAGACGUCCAGCUCUCGUGGCCGGUGGGGCCUGCUGAAGACGGCUUUCUUGGGAUCAGUGCUGGGGCUGCCCCUGGCCACGGGGGUCUACUACAGCCUGGCAGAGAAGCAGGAACGGCGGAGAAUGAGGCUGCUGGUCGAGGGCACCGGGCGCUUCCUCAGGUCGCUGCAGCUGGGAUUCCAGAUCUCCUUGGAUUACUGGUGGACGCACCACGUCUCGCUGUGGGGCCUGGAUGAGAACAGCCCAGAGUACACGGCGGCCCUGUCAGGCUGCCACCAGCGGUCGGCCGACAGCAUCGUGUUCGGCGCCAUCCAGAACGGGGGGCUGUACAUCAAGCUGGGCCAAGGGCUGUGUGCCUUCAACCACCUCCUCCCGCCCGAGUAUGUGAACACCCUGCGCGUCCUGGAGGAUAGAGCACUGAAGCGCGGAUACACAGAGGUGGACGACCUCUUCCUAGAAGAUUUCAGUGCCAGGGCUGACCAGCUCUUCCUGGAGUUUGACUACCAGCCCAUUGCUGCUGCCAGCUUAGCCCAGGUGCACCGGGCCCGGCUUCACGAUGGCACCCCUGUGGCCGUGAAGGUCCAGUACAUUGACUUGAGGGACCGGUUUGACGGGGACAUCCGUACACUGGAGUUGCUGCUGCAGAUUGUAGAACUGAUGCAUCCCAGCUUUGGUUUCAGCUGGGUCUUGAAGGACCUGAAGGGGACGCUGGCCCAGGAACUUGACUUCGAGAACGAGGGGCGCAAUUCGGAGCGCUGCGCCCAGGAACUCAAGCACCUCAACUUCGUCACGGUUCCUCGUGUGCAUUGGGGCAAGAGCAGCAAGCGGGUCCUGACAGCCGAUUUCUACGAAGGCUGCAAAAUAAACGAUGUGGCCGGGAUCCGGAGGCAAGGCCUGGAGCCCAAGGAUGCGGCCCACAAGUUAAUUCGGACGUUUGCCGAGCAGAUCUUUCUCACGGGAUUCAUCCACGCCGACCCGCACCCGGGGAAUGUGCUGGUGCAAAAGGGCCUGGAUGGGAAGGUUCAGCUCGUCCUCCUUGAUCACGGCCUCUACGAUUUCCUCCACGAGACGGAAAGAGAAGCGCUGUGUAAGCUGUGGCGAGCGAUCAUCUUGCGCGACGACGCAACCAUGCAGGUGUGCUCCAAGCAGCUUGGCGUGAAAGCCCAAGAUUACUUCCUGUUUUGUGAGAUGCUGCUGCAGCGGCCGAUCGACAUGGCCGGGCUGACGCUGUCCAACGUGAUGACGCGGGAGGAGACGGCUUACAUGCAAGACAUGGCCAAGAACCGCUUCGACCACAUCAUGCAAGUGCUGAAGGACCUCCCCCGUUCCAUGCUGCUCGUCUUCCGCAACAUCAACACCGUCCGGGGCAUCAACGUGGCCUUGGGCACCCCGGUGGACCGCUACUACAUCAUGGCCAAAAGCGCUGUGAGAUGCUGGAGCCAUAUGGUCAGCCGGAAAUCUGGUGGCAUCAGCAACAUCUUCCUCUUCCGUUGGAUCCGUGCGGUCUGGAAUGGCUUUGUAUUUGAGCUUGCGCUCAGGGUCCAGGUAGCCUCCAUGAAGCUAACUACCUCUUUUCUACGCUUGCUGCUUUAUGCUGGUUUCCUACAAGCCAGUGAGGAACAGAAGCAGAUCUACGAUUACCUGCAGGCAUAAGCCCUGGUCCCGGUGGAGCGACCUGGAGCCAGCAGGAUCAGAGCUUUGCAGGGCGAGUGGCGGAACCCAGGCCCAGCCGGACUCAAAAGUACUGUGUGGUCUUCAUUUCCCUGAACUGGGGAAGAGCCUUCCUUUUUUGUAUGAAUAAAAGUCCGAGCGGGUACAUCAUCAGUGGAAGAGUCUGCUAGCAGCGGGGCUGCCUGUGUUCGACAUGCCCAGAAAAGGGCAUCUUAGAAGCUGAGCCAAUGAUCGCCACCUACUCCUGCUUCGUUGUUGUUGUUAUUAUUAUUAUUAGAAAAAGAUUUACAAAGAGCCUCCCUACGUUAUUUAAAAUGCAGUAAAAAAAAGAGGAAAAAUAUUGCAUCCCCCGAAGAAUAAUUCCCAAAGGCCUUCCUGCCCUCGUUCCAUACCAGUGAGGAAGACAGGAGCGAAUGCUGCUUCCAUUGAUCUAAGAAAAAUAACUGCAUUAUUAUCAGGAAACCCUUCUCAGCAGGAGAAGGGUGUCCUGAUAUGGGCGAAUCCUCCUCAUCUCUCUACAGCCAGGACCGUGUAAGAGAGGAAUUUCAGCCUUGCUGUGGGUAGAGGUAACCCCCUUGCUCCCAAUUCCACUCCUGUCUGUUCUGCAGUGGUGAGGAUUUUGGGGGGGGACACGUGGCGCCUUCCCAUUGGCUCUUCUGACAUAUGCCCCAGCCCUGAGGUCCCCAAUCAGGAUUCCUGUUCCCUGAAGAAGUAGAAAUGACAACCGCAGUGCCCUCAGGGCAAGGAUCCGGCCAGGCCAGCCUCCUGCUCCCCUGUGGCCGGCCAGAGGCCUCCAGCAAGCCCAACCUUUGCAUCGCUUUUGGCUAAUCGGCCUGGAAGGCUCCUGCACCCCUCUUUAAAAAAAAUAUGCGGCUUCCUAAUUCCCUUGAUAAGGAGCCUAAUUGCAGAGACAGGUUGAACGUUCCUCGUUCCUGUUGAGUCAGCGAUGUCAGUUGUUUAAGGAACACGGGUCCAGGUUCAAGGUGCUUCUUAAUUCGUAAGGUGCCUAUACCUCAGGUUCGACAGCUUUUCAGUGCCAUAACUUACUGUACCUUAUAACUGUCAUUUUGGGCAUCCAGACAUGUUUUUGUUGUAACCGGAGCCUGCCCUUCUGUCCGUUAUUAUAACACUGUCUUCUA
Molecule: messenger RNA, 2983 nt
Organism: Elgaria multicarinata webbii
Lineage: Eukaryota; Metazoa; Chordata; Lepidosauria; Squamata; Anguidae
Gene: ADCK5
Product: aarF domain containing kinase 5
Exons: 15
Coding region: 63-1826 (587 amino acids)
Source: RefSeq, a predicted model, not a curated record